AGACUAGGCCUACCAACUGCUUUCGAAGGUCGAGGAACAAGCAGAAGACAUAAAGUUGAUUGGUUCUCUAUUUCAAUUCCCAUCGUAAAUGAAUCCCAAUUGAAAUGUGCUAAUUCGUCUAUUGCCCAAAAGAUUAACAUGGCAUCCUUUCUAGUUUUGACCUUUUUAGUUAUCUACAUCAGAGAGUAUGAAACAUAAUAGAUUUCCUUCGCUGUUCCGUCCAUAGAUCUAUUAACGGAAAAGCCUCUAUCCUGCCGUUGCCUUAACACAAUCAAAAUCAAAGUUUUUCCUCCAUAAAACACGAGUACCCUAAAAGAACCCAAGCACUGCCUUACAACUCUCAUCGGAGUGCCAGACAACAAACGUUCCACGAGCGUGGAAAGCAAGCAGGCAAGCGUUUUGGAACCACUUUUCACUCAGUUUGAGGCUGGUCCUUGUUGGCAAAGGUCGAUCAUUCCUUGGCUGGGUCCAUGAGCGAGGGAAUAGCGACAACCGGGUUCUGAAAAAGACAACAGUUUUCGACAGAAAAUCCGCUUUCAAGAUGGUCGUGUCUCAAAAACAAAAGCCCUCGAUCAUGGAUCCUAGCCAGAUGUCGAAUGGCAAUUCCAAUGGUGACAUGGAACUUCAAAUGGCUGCCAUGCAAAAAAUGCUUGCUGAGCAAGCCGAGAAAAUGCGCCUUCAACAAGAAGCCUUGGAACGCGAACGACAAGAACGGCAAAGGGAUCAGGCCGAGAUGGAAAAGGAACGCCAACGAAUGGAUUCCGGAUCUCGAAUGACCUCCAAUGGGGAUGACGAUUCAGUUUCGAGUGAGCUUGAAAUAUUGCGAAAGCAAUUGGCCGCUCGAGAGCAAGAAUUGAAGACCAAGGAUGAUCAGCUCAAGGAGCGAGACGAACGAUUGUCGUUGAUGAGUCAAAGAUCCAAUAGUGAGAUGUCAGAUGAAGCGUAUUAUUCCAACACUUCAUCAAAGACGCCAACCACACCCACUGUCGGGAGAACCAAUCUGAUACGUACUAUGACACUGCUUACUAUCGGAAUCCAUUGGUGAUGAUGUGCUGGCUAACUUCGCUGGCCGGGCGAGAUCCACCCCUGCGACCCUAUCACCCCAAAUGCUAAAAAAAUUAGAAAAAGGAUAGCAAGAAAAACUGUUAAAAAAGUUAGUUAGCCCUCUUUUGGGCCAAAAAUCUUAUGUUCCAUAUUUUGUCACCCCGCUAUGCUUUUGGGUGGUUACAAAAAUUCUGCCAGGCUCAAUUUUUUGUUGGUGCGAAGCUCAUAGUUUUUUUCGCAAAAAGAGGUAUUUAUGGGUAUGAUCUUGACUAUCAACAACGCAAGGGAAACCAAAGACCAUUGUAGGAAAUUCUAUUUCAUGACUCUCUCAGACCCGCGAGUGCGGAAAAAAAGUUUCCAGGUCCUAGUAAAGAGAAAAUAUACUUUUAUGCGUAGAUUUGUUUUUUUUUUCUUCCAAUUUUUUCCUCACAUUUUGGUUGAGUUCGAAUGAAAAUUUCAUGACGUGAAUUUUUUGAUCUGUUUCUACAUCACACGGAAAAUCUUUCUUUUUUAAUUUACUAUGCCAAAAAAUGCUGAGGAAAACGAAGUGUAUGAACCGAAACUGAAGCCCAUUAUUUUUCGAACAAAAGUAGUGAAACUUCAAUUUUUAACGCCUUUUUGUUACCGAUUCUUGCUUUCGGUUUUGGAGUUCAUAAUCAAAUCCGAAACAGACAACAAUUGUCAUGAUCAUGAGUAAGAA
Molecule: messenger RNA, 1744 nt
Organism: Tigriopus californicus
Lineage: Eukaryota; Metazoa; Arthropoda; Copepoda; Harpacticoida; Harpacticidae
Product: protein enabled homolog
Exons: 6
Coding region: 542-1045 (167 amino acids)
Source: RefSeq, a predicted model, not a curated record